Dicrocoelium dendriticum is the source of this 2101-nucleotide messenger RNA. The record is from the annotation of a GenBank genome assembly. Lineage: Eukaryota; Metazoa; Platyhelminthes; Trematoda; Plagiorchiida; Dicrocoeliidae.
CUUUUACUUGUUGACCCAGCUAAAGCGAUCGCAUGCUGGGCGAGCUGCCGUGGAAGUACCAGCUGCGUGUAUGGUUCAUUUCGCUGCUUCUGUAGUUUUUCGAAACGAUGGAUUAAAUUCAAAAAAUACUCGUUCGGGUGCACAACACUUGUUUUAGCUUGACUGUCUACAUUUACGCUCUAUCAAGUCGAUCAACAGACAGUAAUUGCUAUGUGGUGGUCAGUCUUCCACUUGGCGACAGGUCACGAAAUCGCUGGCGUCGUAUCUAGCCGCUGUUGGACCCAUACGUCUUCCAGGAUGGCGACCCAAAGAUGUGGAGUACGAAUGGCUUAACACUCUUGAAGACAUGGCCCGCAACCGGAAUCAUUGGAGGAAUGCCAAAGAAGAUACACAUUAAUCAACUUCCGAAGACCCCAGGUGGUAAAAAUAUAUCGAAGAGUAUAAACAUAUCUGCUGAUGAAAUCGAAAUUGAUGACGCGAUUACGGUUAAACGAUCCAUGUUACGAGUAUGUGCUCCAGGCAAUCCAUGGUUUGAAGGUGAAGGUGAUGGGGAAGAUGAGACCGAGAGACCGAAAUUUAUCGUACGAAAAUCCAUGGAUUUGAAGAAGAUCCGCAGGAUCGAUGAUCGAGUAGCUGCCAUAGUCUCCAGCCCCAUGAUCGACGCUCGACCCAGACGCUUGAGUUCUGCUCACGUCCCGGUAGAAAGCUCCCCAUAUACUCGAGAUGAUUUCACUCCGCUGAAGGUGUCAAAUAAAGGUGACUUGGCGCAUGCAACUUCCCGGCGACUAUCGCAAAUUAUUCUGCGUCGAUACGCUUCAUCCACUCCUUUUCCUGACACAGCCCAAAGCACAUUGUUGGACUCUCCCACGCGAAGAACCGAAUCCGGAUCGACUGUUUCUCAGCUUCAUGCUCUUCCUGUAUCCUCUCUUACUACUUCUGCUCUUGAAGACAAAGAAAACGUAGGAUCUUCACCAAAACGGUCAGUAACCCAGAACGUUGUUCCAAAGGAGCUCGAUCAACAAACCCCUCUAGAUUCAUCAGCCCAAAUGGAAUCCACAGAUAUCGCUAACGCUAUCAAGGACUUUAGGCUUCUUGCCGAGGUUGAAUCCAGUCGACUGAAGUUGGUGUGUGGUGAUUGGAACGGAGUUUUGACUGAAGAAUCUGAUAAACUUCCACAGUCAGUGUUGGACUCAAUACGGGCAACCGUAGGAAAAUGCCAACUUGUCUUGCAACACAAGUUGUCCUUCUUCUUGACAUUGGUAGACAAAGCAGAAUCUGAUUUACGUACGACAGGUGCAGGCGGCACUCUUAAGAUCAAUCCGAAUGACCUGGCAGGAUACUGGACUCUGGUUGCUACAGAAAUCGCCGAAUCAGAUGCAUCGUUCGAUCGCUUGUGCAAGUGGCGUGACGAAUGGCAUUGGAGUCCAGCACAUUGUCCUGUCACACCUCCUCGGUCUGUGGUAACUCAAGCAGUACGAUCCAAAAGAGUAGGCCCGACUCCGAAACGCGUGGGUAUUCCGAAGGUUUCGGAUUUGUCGACAAAAAAGGUUCCACCUGGUCGCAAGUUGGCUGCCGAACGAAUACCUCAGGAGACUUCUGAUACGAUCGCGAGGACCGUUGCCAAAUCAGCUCCCAGGAACAAGCCUCGCGUUAAGUCGAAGUUUGCAGAGUUCCUCGCUGCCAAAAAAGCAGCUGCUUCUCAGGACCCCAGUCGCCCACGCAAGAGUUUACUUGAGGCCAUCACACCACUGGGGCUCCGUCCAGUGACUCGUUCCAGCACUACUCCAACCCAGCUCCGGCUGUCACAGGGCGCAUAAACCAGGCACCAAGUGAAGCUUCAAUAUAACAAGGUUGCACGCUAGUGACUGACUUGAGUUGAGGCAAAAAGUGAACUUGACGGUGAUUGGUGUUGUUUUACGAGUGAACAGCUAUCAUCAAGUUUACCCUUUGUUUCAAACUGUCAUUGACACCGGUGUGCUUCACCUUAUCCGCGUACCGUGCCGUCGUUUGCUACGACAUUCUUGCGUUACCGGUGUACUUGUCCCCUUUCGUUGUCUUGAUUUAUGUGUUGUAUAACGGUCCUUUAGUACACAGUGUGUGU